Molecule: messenger RNA, 2639 nt
Organism: Myodes glareolus (Bank vole)
Lineage: Eukaryota; Metazoa; Chordata; Mammalia; Rodentia; Cricetidae
Source: RefSeq, a predicted model, not a curated record
AGGCUCCCGAUGGAUCUGGAUGACCCCUAGUCCCAGAAGGACUUCAAGAAGCUUUUGCUCGCACUGACCACAUCGUCUGGGCCCAGGGACCAUGGCACAAGCUCUGCUCAGGAACCGCACUUGUGCGGCCUGUUGACUGGGCCAGGGACUCAGCAAGGGGGGCGCGGGCCAGGACCAGGUUUCCAUGCCCGGGUGUGGCCGCGCCCCCUCCCAGUCCAGCCCAGCAUCCCCCAGGCUGAGGUCACCAUGUGACUCAGUACCGCUGCGGUGCCUCCCAUCCAUGCUCCGGGACCUGGCCCGCUCUGCUAAGAAUGAGGCCGAGGCCCAUCGGGGCGCUCCGGGCAGGGGCUGCGCUAUCGCCUGUGCUGCUGCUGCUACUACCGCUGCUGGGGCACCUGUGGGCGGCGAGUACCCCUGGCCCAUCCUCCUCAUCACCCGGAACUCAGCAGGACAACCAGCUGGGCGCAGGCCGAGUGAAGCGUGGCUGGGUGUGGAACCAAUUCUUCGUGGUGGAGGAGUACACAGGGUCAGAACCCCUGUACGUGGGCAAGAUCCAUUCUGAUUCCGACGAAGGUGAUGGGACCAUCAAGUACACCAUCUCUGGCGAGGGUGCGGGGACCAUCUUCCUGAUUGACGAGCUGACCGGUGACAUCCAUGCCACCGAGCGCCUAGACCGGGAGCAGAAAACCUUCUACACACUCAGGGCCCAAGCCAGGGAUCGCGCCACCAACCGCCUGCUGGAACCUGAAUCAGAGUUUAUCAUCAAAGUACAGGACAUCAACGACAGUGAGCCACGUUUCCUGCAUGGCCCUUACAUUGGCAGUGUGGCCGAGCUGUCACCUACAGGCACGUCUGUGAUGCAGGUGAUGGCCUCUGAUGCGGAUGACCCCACUUACGGCAGCAGCGCCCGGCUGGUGUACAGCGUGCUAGACGGCGAGCAUCACUUCACAGUGGACCCCAAGACAGGUGUGAUCCGGACAGCUGUACCCGACCUCGACCGUGAGAGCCAGGAACGCUAUGAGGUGGUUAUCCAAGCCACAGACAUGGCAGGCCAGCUGGGUGGCCUCUCGGGCUCCACUACAGUCACCAUCGUGGUCACUGAUGUCAAUGACAACCCACCCCGCUUCCCACAGAAGAUGUACCAGUUCAGCAUACAGGAGUCGGCACCCAUCGGCACGGCUGUGGGCCGAGUGAAGGCUGAGGACUCUGAUGUGGGCGAGAACACAGACAUGACUUAUCACCUGAGAGAGGAGAGCGGCAGUGGAGGAGACGCGUUCAAGGUCACCACGGACAGCGACACACAGGAGGCCAUCAUUGUAGUACAGAAGCGCCUGGACUUCGAGUCACAGCAGGUGCACACGGUGGUGCUGGAAGCCCUCAACAAGUUUGUGGAUCCCCGCUUCGCCGACCUGGGCACAUUCCGAGACCAAGCAAUCGUGCGCGUGGCCGUGACCGAUGUGGAUGAGCCCCCCGAGUUCCGGCCACCCUCCGGCCUCCUGGAGGUGCAGGAGGACGCGCAGGUGGGCUCCCUGGUCGGCGUGGUGACGGCGCGGGACCCCGACGCCGCCAACCGGCCCGUCCGGUACGCCAUUGACCGUGACUCGGAUUUGGAUCAGAUCUUCGACAUUGAUGCAGACACUGGCGCCAUUGUGACUGGCAAGGGGCUGGACCGUGAAACUGCCGGCUGGCACAACAUUACCGUGCUGGCCAUGGAAGCAGACAAUCAUGCCCAGCUAUCGAGAGCAUCUCUCCGGAUCCGAAUCCUGGAUGUGAACGACAAUCCCCCGGAGCUGGCUACACCCUACGAGGCAGCUGUGUGUGAGGACGCCAAGCCAGGCCAGCUUAUCCAAACUAUCAGCGUGGUGGACAGAGAUGAGCCCCAGGGUGGUCACCACUUCUAUUUCCGCCUGGUACCGGAAGCACCCAGCAACCCUCAUUUCUCUCUGCUGGACAUCCAAGAUAACACAGCUGCGGUGCAUACACAGCAUGUGGGCUUCAACCGGCAAGAGCAGGAUGUAUUCCUCCUGCCCAUCCUUGUUGUGGACAGCGGGCCACCCACACUGAGCAGCACGGGCACCCUCACCAUCCGCAUCUGUGGCUGCGACAGCUCCGGCACCAUCCAGUCCUGCAACACCACCGCCUUCGUCAUGGCUGCCUCCCUCAGCCCCGGUGCACUCAUUGCUCUCUUGGUCUGUGUCCUCAUUCUAGUCGUGCUGGCUCUGCUGAUCCUCACCCUCAGGCGUCACCACAAGAGCCACCUGAGCUCCGACGUGGAUGAGGACAUGCGGGACAACGUGAUCAAAUACAACGAUGAGGGCGGCGGCGAGCAGGACACCGAGGCCUAUGACAUGUCAGCGCUGCGGAGCCUUUACGAUUUCGGGGAGCUCAAGGGUGGCGACGCGGGCGGGGGCACGGCCAGUCCCCCACAGGCUGCUUCCUCCUCCGAGCGCCACUCGCUGCCUCGGGGACCGUCGAGCCCGGAGCCGGACUUCUCGGUGUUCAGAGACUUUAUAAGCCGCAAGGUGGCGCUGGCGGACGCGGACCUGUCGGUGCCCCUCAGCCCGGCCAGUCCGGCAGCGCGGCCCCGACGGGAGGGGACCUGCAUGGCCCCCGCGCCGCGACACGCCCCCAAGGGGUGA